Molecule: messenger RNA, 3060 nt
Organism: Lotus japonicus
Lineage: Eukaryota; Viridiplantae; Streptophyta; Magnoliopsida; Fabales; Fabaceae
Product: aminopeptidase M1-like
Exons: 19
Coding region: 154-2820 (888 amino acids)
Biological process (GO): peptide catabolic process; proteolysis
Cellular component (GO): cytoplasm
Molecular function (GO): metalloaminopeptidase activity; peptide binding; zinc ion binding
Source: RefSeq, a predicted model, not a curated record
CUGAUCAAUGAAACCACGAGUUUGAAAAUUUCCGGAAUGCUUAGGAAGUAUCUCUGGCACUUUCUCCUCACAUGAUGUUUGGACUUUAAAGUUUAAAGUAGUCUCUUCACUUGGAAAUACAGAAUUCACUUGAGUGAGCUCUAUGCAGGAAAAAUGGAGCAGAAGCAGAACAUAGAUCAAUUCAAAGGCCAAACAAGAUUACCCAGUUUUGCAAUUCCAAAAAGAUAUGAACUUCAUUUAAUACCUGAUCUCACUGCAUGUACUUUUUCUGGCACAGUGCAAAUUAGCCUUUCAAUCAAUGAAAACACCAAGUUCAUUGUCUUAAACGCACUGGAACUAUUUGUCCUCAAUGUUUCGUUCACCAACACUCAUGGUCAGCAUACACCAUGUGAUGUUCUUUUGGAGGGUGAAGAUGAGAUACUAGUCCUGGAGUUUGAUGAAUCACUGAGUGUUGGAGAAGGAGUCUUAGAGAUUGAGUUUUCUGGGAUCCUCAAUGAACACUUGUGUGGAUUGUAUAGAUGCACUUACGUUGACGGAGGAGUGAAGAAAAACAUGGCAGUUACCCAGUUUGAGGCAGUAGAUGCAAGGAGAUGUUUUCCAUGCUGGGAUGAACCUGCUCUGAAGGCAACUUUCAAGGUAACUCUUACUGUGCCAUCAGAGUUAGCUGCAUUGUCAAAUAUGCCAGUUGAAAAUGAAAAUAUUGAUGGGGAAUUAAAGACUGUUUAUUUUGAGGAAUCUCCUCUCAUGUCAACUUAUUUGGUUGCUGCUGUUGUUGGCUUAUUCGACCAUAUCGAGGAUACAAGUACUGCUGGCAUAAAGGUUCGUGUAUAUUGUGCUGUUGGGAAGAGUGAUCAGGGGAAGCUUGCAUUGGAUAUAGCUAUGAAGGGACUAGAAACAUAUACCAAGUACUUCUCAGUGCCUUAUCCGCUGCCGAAGCUGGAUCUAGUCGCAGUUCCUGAAUUUUCUGGUGGAGCCAUGGAGAAUUAUGGUUUGAUCAUAUACCGAGAAAAUGAACUGCUUUAUCAUGAGUUGCACUCUCCAGCUGCUAGGAAGCAAAGGCUAACAAUCGUCACAGCUCAUGAAGUAGCUCACCAAUGGUUUGGCAAUUUGGUAACUAUGGAAUGGUGGACUCAUUUAUGGCUCAAUGAAGGUUUUGCAACAUGGGUAAGUUAUAUGGCCACCAACAUCUUAUUUCCAGAGUGGAAUAUUUGGACUGAGUUUCUUCUAGAAGUAGCUAAUGGUUUAAGAAUGGAUGCACUGGAAAAAUCACAUCCAAUUGAGGUAGAAAUCCACCAUGCACGCUCAGUUAUUGAAGUUUUUGAUGCAGUCAGCUAUCAAAAGGGAUCCACUGUAAUUAGAAUGUUGCAGGGUUAUCUUGGAGAUGCUAUAUUUCAGAAAUCAUUAAGCACAUACGUAGGAAGAUAUCAAGCCCAAAAUGCAAAGACAGAAGAUCUAUGGAAUGUUCUUUCAGAGGUAUCUGGUGAGCCAGUUGACUUAAUGAUGGACACUUGGACAAAGAAGACAGGAUAUCCAGUUAUUCAUGUUGAAUUAAUAGAUUCUAUUUUGGAAUUCAAACAGUCGCGAUUCCUUUUAUCUGGCCUGCAUGUUGAUGGAGAAUGGAUUGUCCCCAUAACCUUGUGUGUUGGUUCAUAUGAAAGACAGAAAAAAUUUCUGUUGGAGACAAGACAUCGAAGGGUGGACUUAUCUGAACUGGUUCAAUCUAUUGGUGAUGAUUUAAAUUCAAAUAAAAAUAAGCACGAGGAGGAUAGUCAAGAAAAUCUGUGGAUCAAAGUCAAUGUUGAUCAGAGUGGUUUUUAUCGGGUAAACUACGAAGACAAGCUGACAUUUCGACUGAGGAAAGCCAUACAAAACAAUUGCUUGCUUAAAACUGAUAAAUUUGGCAUUUUGGAUGAUGGAAAUGCUCUUUGCCAGGCUUGUGAACAGUCACUGUCAUCUUUGCUUCUUUUGAUGGAUGUUUAUAGGAAAGAGCCUGAUUAUGUAGUAGUAUCUAAACUGAUUGAUGUUUGUUAUGAUGUUCUUAAAAUCUCCGUUGAUGCCAUUCCAGAUUCAGUAAAUGAGUUGAAGCAAUAUUUUAUCAGCCUUCUCAUGUUUUCUGCAGAACAGUUAGGUUGGGAUUCUAUAUCAGGAGAAAACCAUUCUGUUUCACUGUUGAGGGGAAAAGUUUUGCAGGCCUUGGCUACCUUUGAUCAUGAUAUAACUCAGCGAGAAGCAUUACGCCGCUUUCAAAUUUUGUUGGAUGAUAGAAAUACUUCUCUGCUUUCAUCCAACACCAGAAGGGCUGCUUAUGUAGCUGUGAUGAGGAAUUCUACAACUGAAAGUAGGACUGGGUUGGAGUCACUAUUGAGUUGCUAUAGGAGUACUGAUGUAUUGCAAGAAAGGGAAAUGAUAUUGCGUUGUAUAGCUUCAAGUGCAGACCCAAAUUUAGUUCUGGAGGCUCUGAAUCUUUUGUUGUCUGAUGAGAUUCGGGAUCAAGAUAUUGUUUAUGUACUAGCGGGAAUAAGUAUAGAAGGCAGUGGAACUGCACUGAGAUGGUUGAAGGAUAACUGGGAAAGAAUUUUGGCCAAAUAUGGUGCUGGACUCUUGCUCACCAAUUUCAUAAGCCAAAUAGUUCCACUGACCAACAGCAACGAGGAAGCAAAUGGAAUAGAAGCAUUUUUUGCCAGUCACGCGAACCCUUCCAUCAUCAUGAACUUGAACUUAAGCAUUGAGCAGAUCCGUAUCAAAGCAAGGUGGAUUCAGAGUGUAAGGCUAGAGCUCUCUCUUCCAGACUUAAUCAAACAAUUAGCUCAGAGGAAAUGAUAGCUUUCACAUCAGUCUCCUCUUAAGCAAAUAACACAAAAUAGUUUCAAGUAAGCUGUCUGUAUUGCCCUAGCAGACUAGUUGUAUCAGACAAUAAAAUGUGCCUUGCUAUUCUAUAUCUCUUAAAGUUUGUAUCACCCUUAUAUGUGUGAACUUUAAACUUUUUAUUUGGUUACAUAACUUUAAACUAAGUACUCAUAUACUUGUUAUAUUUGUGAAAUGCCACUUCGAUUCACUGGA